This is a messenger RNA of Phalaenopsis equestris, 1054 nucleotides long. Its product is annotated as glutathione S-transferase T1-like. The transcript has 7 exons. NCBI's taxonomy places the organism in Eukaryota, Viridiplantae, Streptophyta, Magnoliopsida, Asparagales, Orchidaceae. The record is from RefSeq and is a predicted model, not a curated record. Bases 96 to 794 code for a protein of 232 amino acids.
GAGCUGGCAUCAGAUACCUCCGUCGGCUUAUGACGGCUGCAUUUAAGUUUCUUAUAGCAUAAUGCUAGAAGAGGAUACUCGGAAGAGAGAAGAAAAUGACGCUCAAGGUUUACGCCAAUCGACUGUCGCAGCCUUCACGAGCUAUCAUAAUCUUCUGCAAGGUAAAUGGAGUUGAUUUUGAGGAGAUUAGUAUCGAUCUGCUUAAGGGCGAGCAUAAAUCACCGGAAUACAAAGAAAUAAAUCCCAUGGCACAGGUUCCAGCAAUAGUUGAUGAUGGGCUUAAAUUAUCUGAAAGUCAUACAAUCCUGCGCUAUAUUGCUGAGACAUCCCCAGGAGUUCCGGAUAACUGGUAUCCUGCUGAUUUUAUCAGUAGAGCCAAAGUUAACUCUAUUUUGGACUGGCAUCACUCAAAUCUACGUGUUAGUUCAGUUACCUUUGUAAUGAACACUGUACUGGCACCAAAAUUUGGACGUACAAUGAAUCCUCAAGCUGCAGCGGAAGCUGAGAAAUCUCUGUCAUCCUCUCUGUCAAUCAUUGAGUCCAUGUGGCUUAACGGAGAUGCGGAAUUCUUUUUGGGAAAUCCUAAACCAUCUAUUGCAGACCUUAGUCUUGUCUGUGAAAUUACGCAAUCUGAGCUUUGGCGCGAGGGAGAUCGCGAGAGAAUACUCAGACCUCACCCAAAGAUAUUGCAGUGGGUUGAAAAUGUAAAGAAGGCUACUAAUCCUUAUUUUGAUGAAGUUCACGAAGCGCUUUACAAAAUGAAGGCCUUGUUGAAGGCAAAGCAAAGCGAGUAAAAAAACCUUCGAACGAUGUUGAAGCUGGAUAAAACGUUGCUAUCGUGGACCGCUGGUGCAGGUUAUCUGUCAAUGCUGUAUUAUAGGCAGGUAAGCUCAUGUAUUUCCUUGUUUCAAAACUGCUGUUGGUAAGUUCUGUUGUAUAACAUGCUAGGCAUGACUAAUUAUUAUUAUCAGGCAUUGCAAACUUUUCAAGACUGAACUGGUGCCCCUUUUUCUUACGUAGUUGUGAAUUAUGGCAUGCAAAAUUAUUCUUUUUA